AUGGCCGCCAGCUUAUCAUCCAAACGCGCUUCCACGCGCCUCAGCACAUACAGCACCACACCCUCUCUAGCCAACACUGUCAAGACUUCCCUGUCGUCAGCCUCAGCGCAACAAGAGAUCAAGGAUAUCGAGGAAGGCCUUGAAAAGCUCGAGAACAAGAAACUCGAAAACCAGCGAUUCGUACCCAGUCAGGAGAAGACCGAGAACCUCAGCAAAUUAGCGUUAGGAGCCAAGCUAGAACGCGCGUUAGGAAGGAGGAUGGGAGGUCAAGAUGCUGUUAUGCGCGAGCGGAAACCUAAGAUUACCGACGACAAUGCGAUGAACGAAAAGACUGCUGCCGCUGCUGCUUGA
Glarea lozoyensis ATCC 20868 is the source of this 351-nucleotide messenger RNA. RefSeq lists its product as uncharacterized. The record is from RefSeq and is a predicted model, not a curated record. NCBI's taxonomy places the organism in Eukaryota, Fungi, Ascomycota, Leotiomycetes, Helotiales, Helotiaceae. The transcript is spliced from 2 exons. The coding region runs from base 1 to 351 and encodes 116 amino acids.